Molecule: messenger RNA, 1592 nt
Organism: Onthophagus taurus
Lineage: Eukaryota; Metazoa; Arthropoda; Insecta; Coleoptera; Scarabaeidae
Product: TAR DNA-binding protein 43
Biological process (GO): regulation of gene expression
Cellular component (GO): chromatin; nucleoplasm
Molecular function (GO): RNA binding
Source: RefSeq, a predicted model, not a curated record
ACGUUUUCUUAUCAACCAAGCUAGUCCGCCAUUUUGUAUAAAAAGUGUAUGUGAAUUUGCCGGGGAUUAUUUUAGGGCCCCAAUUCCGUGUGUGUGUGAGUCCGGUGUGAAAAUGUCGAUUGAAUAUUUGCAAGUAGCCGAGGAUGAAGGAGAAGAACCGAUCGAGCUUCCAACGGAAGAUGACGGAACGCUCCUUCUCAGCACGCUUUCCGCCCAAUUUCCGGGUUCUUGCGGUUUAAAAUACAGAAACCCCGAUUCGAGGGCGAUGCGGGGUGUUAGAUUAAGCGAGGGCCGUUUACAUCCGCCCCCCGAAAUCGGUUGGGGAUCACAAAUAUUCUACUGCGUUUUCCCUAAAGAGAAUAAGAGAAAGAGUGAUGAUAAUUUGGAGAAUUCAACCGCGAAAACUAAAAGAAUUGAGAGUAAGUUGAGAUGUACGGAUUUGAUUGUGUUGGGUUUACCGUGGAAGACUGCUGAACAGAAUUUGAGGGAGUAUUUUGAGACGUUUGGUGAAGUUUUAAUGGCACAGGUUAAAAAAGACGCUAAAACUGGCCAAUCGAAAGGAUUCGGUUUCAUUCGUUUCGCAUCUUAUGAAUCUCAAAUGCGUGUUUUGGCCCAAAGGCACAUGAUUGACGGUCGGUGGUGUGAUGUUAAAGUACCCAAUUCGAAAGAGGGUUUAAUCCAACAAGUUCCAUGCAAAGUUUUUAUUGGACGUUGCACGGAAGAUCUCACCGCCGAUGAUUUACGAGAGUAUUUUGGAAAAUACGGCGAAGUCACCGACGUUUUUAUCCCAAAACCUUUCCGCGCAUUCAGUUUCGUCACGUUUUUAGACCCGGAGGUUGCUCAAAGCUUAUGUGGGGAGGAUCACAUCAUUAAAGGUGUUUCGGUGCAUGUUUCAAACGCAGCCCCGAAAUCGGAAACGCGUGGAGGGGGCGGAUAUGGAAGUGGUGGGCCUCGCCCGGGUGGUCACGGGGGGAAUCGCGGCCCCGGGGGCCCCGAUGGGCCUGGGAUGUAUCAACAAAGAUAUAAUCCAGGGCCGAAUCAAGGAAAUUGGGGGAAUCAAGGGCAUCGAGCUAAUAUUGAUAUGCCUAAUUUGCAAGCUUUAGGUAUAACGGGUCAGGGGCAACAGGGAAGCACCCAAACGAGUUGUAACCCCCUCGGAUUAGCCGGGUUGAACCUUGGGGCGCUCCCGAUGAAUCCCGCGCUUGUCGCAGCAGCUUUAAACCAAGCCGGAUGGGGGUUAAUAGGAAACUUGCAAAAUCAACCGGAACCUAAUUUUAAUCAGGGAUUUAAUAAUCCACCAAAUUCAAACAGUGGUAAUAACGCAAACGGUGGUAAUCAAGGUGGUGGAAAUAAUCAAGGUUUUUUGAAUUGGAUGAAUCAGGGUCAAGGUCAAGAUGGUCAAUGGCCGAGGCCCCCGCCUCAGCAACAACAGGAUAAGGGUUUUUUAAACUUGGAAAAGAUGCAAUCGAAUCAGAAUUACCUCCAUGAGUCGAAAGAAUAUUAAAGGAUUAAGAAGUGGAUUAAAAUGAUAUGGCGCAAGGUAAAUUUUUGAUUGUUUUAGAUGGAUUAUUGAAGGUACGUUAUUAACUCAA